Homarus americanus (American lobster) is the source of this 1888-nucleotide messenger RNA. RefSeq names its product muscle M-line assembly protein unc-89-like. The coding region runs from base 145 to 1824 and encodes 559 amino acids. The record is from RefSeq and is a predicted model, not a curated record. Lineage: Eukaryota; Metazoa; Arthropoda; Malacostraca; Decapoda; Nephropidae. The transcript is spliced from 10 exons.
GGUCUUCGAGCUCUGAAGAAGUCACCGCCUGUCACCACUGCCCUGACCACCACAGAGUCAGCACCUGAGAGAGCCACAUCAGUUGUUGAGAGACGGGAUACUGCUUCAUCUGUGGUGGAGAGCAGCCGUCUGGUGUCUAGUGUCAUGUCUCAGCGUGCUACUCAUGCAACUGAGGUGGUCAGCACAGAGUCCCCCCACGACUCUGACAGUCUGGAGACCGAGGAGGAGGACCAGGAGAGUGAUAGUGAGGAAGAUGAGGAAGCUCUCCAACAUUACUCUGAUGAAGAAGAAACUUCUCCUGGGUUAGUUAAAAACUUCAGAGAUUCCUUUAAGAAGGAACCUCAGCCCACAACAAAGGUCACAUCACGGCCUAAAGACACCACGACCAGUCAGUCACCAGAUGAUGAGGUCAUCGGCAGAAGGUCACAGCCACUCAGAGACAUUCUCAAACUCCAUGAAUCUAAAGUGCAAGAACCAGCAGUUGCGGAGGAGUCCCCGCGCCUCAAGCCCAAGCAGAGGCUCCGGGAGAACUUUGAGACAACGUCUGAGAAACAGGAGAGUCGCGUCCACAAGACCUGGGACAUGCAGACUGACCUCAGUACCAGGUCACUCAACAUGAAGAACAUUAUCGCCCAGCACGAGACUAUCACAUCAGAUGACACACCCAAGCCUAAGAAACUGACUGGGAUCCUGAAGAAAACAUCAAGUUCGAACAUUCUGAGCAUAGAGACACGUUCCUCAGUUACUGCUGAAACUACUACAGACAGUGAAACUAAAGAGGAUGUGACCGUCAAACAACAGCUGAACUCUACAGAUGAUAUCCUGGACACACUCACUGAGGAUCAGAUCACCAGACUCUCUGAGGAGUUUGACCUCCGGGCGCAAGAUGACGGAGUGAUCAAGACAGAGGAGGAGUCGAUGGAGGAAUUGAGUGGUGGGUACCAAGUGACUUCCAGGAAGGAGGAGGAUCAUACAGAUGGUUCAAAAUUUGUGAGAAAAACUUCAUACACUGAGAUCAAACUCCAGCAGCCUAGCACUGAGGAGGGUACCCGUCAUGAUGAUCUCAGCGAUCAUGAACAUCGUGACCAUGACAAAAGACAAACAACACAGCAUGACAAAAUAGACACUCGCAGACAUGUUUCACAGGUGAUAUCUAAGUCCUCUAGGGAAAGUAGUGUUAGGAAAACAACAUCUGUAUCAGGCUUGAGGGUUGGUGAGUUGUCAAAACCACCACAACCAACCGAGGGUAAACCUCACAAACCAAAUGAUAGUGAUCCAGGAAAGAAAAAAAUCGCUCACAAGUUAAGUGAUGAUGAACCAGAGAAAAGGAAGAAGAGUCCAGGUAGGCCAAGUGAUGAACCAGGGACAAGGAAAAAGAGUCCAGGUAGGCCAAGUGAUGAACCAGACACAAGGAAAAAGAGUCCAAGUAGGCCAAGUGAUGAACCAGAGACAACGAAGAAGAGUCCAACUAGGCCAGGUGAUGAACCAGAGACUGUCAGGAGGAGGCCAGGUGAUGAACCAGAGAUUGUCAGGAGGAGGCCAGGUGAUGGACCAGACACAAGGAAGAAGAGUCCAACUAGGCCAGGUGAUGAACCAGAGAGUGUCAGGAGGAGGCCAGGUGAUGAACCAGAGACUGUCAAGGGAGGCCAGGUGAUGGACCAGACACAAGGAAGAAGAGUCCAACUAGGCCAGGUGAUGAACCAGAGACAGUCAGGAGGAGGCCAGGUGAUGAACCAGAGACUGUCAGAAGGAGGCCAGGUGAUGAACCAGAGGUCAGGAGGAGGCCAGGUGAUGACCAGACACAAGGAAGAAGAGUUCAACUAAGCCAGGUGAGAACCAGAGACUGUCAGGAGGAGGCCAAGUAAAGAACCAGAGAGUGUCAGGAGGC